AUGAAGAUUAGAAGUUACAUCUACUUGUCUUUUCUUGGACAGUUGAGUUUAUAGUUUGUCUUAACGUAUAAGAUAAUUUGAAGGGUAGACGUAGACGUUGGAUAAUUCUUUGGUAUACUCUUAAGAAUCUUAGGUGUUUCUCUUUAGUUUGAAGGUUAGAUUCAGAAUCUGCAGAUACAGUCAGUAGCUUUUUGUCCUUUUCUUUUGUGAUUUUUGUGUUGUAUAUAAAGUUCCAAGUGAUUUUAGUUGGUGAAAGGUGAAGUCCUGGUAUGGAUAUGAAGAAACAGAUUAUGGAUGAGUCUGAGAAGUUGUAUUGUAAGAAGUCAUUUAUGCUGCCUCCUCCUCCUCCACCGCUUCCUCCAUCUCCGGGAUAUGGAUCAAGAAAGAUCGAUGGAGACAGCAUAACCAAUAAACAGAUCAAGAAGUUUUGGAGGCAGAAGCAGAUCAUUGAAGAGGAUCAUCUCUUUUCUGCUAUUAAGGCUGCAGCUCGUGUCAGAGCUCGUAAUCUCUCUGCUGAGGAUUACAAACGCUUUGAAGAAAGUUUGUUGGACAUGGAGGACCCGGAAACCGAAGAUAAUCAGGGAUUAAAAGACUGGUGGACGAAGAGCAAAUAUGCAUACUUGAACCAGCCAGCUCUGGGAUCUGCAGAUUCACUGAAGAGAAAGAGGUUUUCGACGUACACACCAAACUGUUUCUCUUUCAAGCCUUGCAAUCCUCUCUACGCAACUUCGCUCAAUGUCUUUUGAACCAUGAGCAAACUCUGCUGGAUCAAUUGUCUUGCAAAUAUGUAUAUAUAGCUAUGUGCGUGUGUGUUUGUGUCUGUGUCAUUCAUGUGUUACUUACUGCUUCCAUGUUAAUGGAUUUGGACAUUGGUGCGUGGUUCUUGAUUUGUAACUGUUGAAUAAAACUCGAUCUUUCUAUGGAACAUUAAUUUAUUUUUGUUCCAUGGAUGAUGAAGUUAUUGUAGCACUUUGGUGUUUUGAUAUUUCUACCCAUAAGAAAAAUUCAGAUGAAUUAUACA
Molecule: messenger RNA, 1021 nt
Organism: Capsella rubella
Lineage: Eukaryota; Viridiplantae; Streptophyta; Magnoliopsida; Brassicales; Brassicaceae
Exons: 3
Coding region: 270-746 (158 amino acids)
Source: RefSeq, a predicted model, not a curated record